AUGGUCACUAGAAAGUCUGGUGACCGCAACACGACUCCCAAACUACGUUCAGCUGACCUCACAUUGCUUUCAUUCAAAUGUGACAACUCGGAUAGUCACCUCGUUAGUUUACACGCAAUAAAAAUAGUGAAGUUUGUAGUGCCAGAGAUAAUUCAGUAUGGUGUUCAAGAUUCGGUAAUAUUAGACUGUGAUUACACGUACGGGAACAGGACUCCAGGUCUUGUGGUGAAGUGGUUCUUCAGAAGCAAAACGAGACCAGUGUAUCAGUGGAUAGUGUCACAAAAGCCACAGGACAUUGGCAUUUUGAGGGGUCGUUUGGACUUAAAUUAUAGAGCUUCAGAUGAUCCAUUAAAAAUGUAUAGAGCUCUUCGAAUAGUUAAAUUAGAUACGGACAUAUCUGGUGAAUAUAUUUGUGUAGUGUCAACGUUUUUAGAUGAAGAUGUUAAGAGUAAACACAUGACUGUCUUUGUGCCGGAGACGAGUUUCCGAUUAAUCCAGAACAAGACGGAUGACGACACGGUCAACGUCAUCUGUGCAGCGGACGGAGCCUUCCCUGCGCCAAACCUUACUAUAGCAACACCAGAAAAGUGA
This is a messenger RNA of Spodoptera littoralis (African cotton leafworm), 591 nucleotides long. The record is from the annotation of a GenBank genome assembly. NCBI's taxonomy places the organism in Eukaryota, Metazoa, Arthropoda, Insecta, Lepidoptera, Noctuidae.